AGCCAUUGGACAUUGUAGCAAAGCAUUCUAUCGAAAGCGAAACAAUGUCUCUUGGUGGGAAACUUGUGAGUGAAUUACCAGUAAAUGCAUCUGCAGAAAAAUGCUACAAAAUCUUCAAAGAUAACUGUAAGCAUAUGCCAAAUAUUACACCAAAAUUCAUUCAACAAGUCGAUGUUCAUGAUGGUGAUUGGGACACUCAUGGUCAUGGCUCUAUCAAAAUUUGGAACUACUUUGCUGAUGGUAAACCCGAGGUUUUGAAAGAGCAAGUGGAAUUUGAUGAUGUGAAUCGAAAAGUAACACUAAUUGGAUUAGAGGGAAGUGCAUUCAAGUACUAUAAAAAGUUCAUCCCAAUUUAUCAGUUUGUGCCAAAAGGUGAUGAUCCCAAUCAUUGCUUGGCCAUUCUAACCAUAGAAUAUGAGAAACUCAAUCACAGCUCUCCUUAUCCAUACAAAUACAUUGAGAUCAUGAAUGGCAUGACCAAAGACAUGGAAUCUCACCUUAAAUGACAAGCUUUUUGUUCGUAUACGAGCUUCACAAUAGCUAAGGCAUUAUGACAUUGUCGAUUGUGUGUUUUUAUUUUGAAGCCAUCUAUAUGGAAUAAUCACUUUAAUAUUCUUAGUAUUAUGCCACUCUAUUUAUGUAUUUUAAUCACACAUCUUCCAUUAAAUAAUUGUCAUCUAUAUGUAAAAUUGAUGAAGCUCCAUUAUUAAUACAUAUAAUAUAUUACUUUUUAAGCUUA
Cucumis sativus (cucumber) is the source of this 739-nucleotide messenger RNA. RefSeq names its product MLP-like protein 328. The record is from RefSeq and is a predicted model, not a curated record. Gene Ontology annotation, biological process: defense response. The coding region runs from base 45 to 506 and encodes 153 amino acids. The transcript has 2 exons. Lineage: Eukaryota; Viridiplantae; Streptophyta; Magnoliopsida; Cucurbitales; Cucurbitaceae.